AGUAAUUCAGGGGUAAUACAAAAUGUCUCUUCUUCACAAACAGGCCUUAAAACAAAGAUUAGGAGGUGGUCUGCCGCCAAUGCCACCUUCAGGUGUUGGAGGUGCCAAAAAGAAAGGAAAAGCUUUUGGAAAACAACGAGAUUACUCACCAGUCUACUGGGACAAUUACUUUGAGCAUAAACAUGAUGUUCCAGUGGGAGAAAACACAUUUCGUGUGUACGAGUGUGGAAGUGAGGGGCCGGUCUUGCUGUUCCUACAUGGGGGAGGAUACUCGGCUCUAUCCUGGGCUGUGCUUUGCGGGGCAGUUUCCCAUCUUGUGAAGUGUCGGUGUGCCGCCAUUGACCUCAGAGGACAUGGGGACAGUGUGUCAACAGAUGACAAAACUUUGUCAGCAGAAGUAUUGUCAAGUGAUGUUGGUGCAGUUGUGAGGGAGCUGUAUGGUGAAGAGCCGCCAUCCAUCAUUCUGGUGGGACACAGCAUGGGUGGAGCUAUAGCUGUGCAUGUAGCAGUUCAGAGCUUGAUCCCGUCACUGGCGGGGCUGAUUGUGAUUGACGUGGUAGAGGGAACAGCACUCGAGGCCCUGACCAGCAUGCAGGGAUUUCUGAAGGGCCGCCCAAAAGUGUUCCGCUCACUCGAACAUGCCAUAGAGUGGUGUGUUAGGAGUGGUCAGGUGAGAAACCUGGAGUCGGCAAGAGUUUCAAUGGUUGGUCAGGUAAAAAGGCUGGAUACAAAUGAGACCGCAUCUCAUGAGCUUGAAUACAACCAUGACCACCCAGAUGAUAACACAGAUAACCAGAGUGGCCCCCAGCCUAAACUCUUGUAUGCACCUGAAAACUCAAAUAUGAUCAAGGAGGAAGAUGAGGAGGACGAGGAAGGAGAAUCAGAGGAUCACAAUUUACAACCAGCCAAUCAGGAACAAAGUCAGAGUUCAGCUACACCCAAUGAAAGCCAGCAAUCUUCAAAUACCUCUUCAGAACAAUCUCAUGGCCAAGGACAGUCGCCAACAAGCUUUAAAGCACCAGAGGCUCCUGGUCAUCAGUAUACGUGGCGUAUAGACCUGAGUGAGACUGAGCGGUACUGGAGGGGAUGGUUUGAAGGCCUUUCCAACAAGUUCCUCUCCUGUGAUGUCCCCAAAAUGCUGCUGCUUGCUGGUGUUGACAGAUUAGACAAGGAUCUGACAAUUGGUCAAAUGCAGGGUAAAUUCCAGAUGCAGGUAUUACCCAGGUGUGGCCAUGCCGUACACGAGGACGUACCUGAGCAGGUUGCUGAGGCCCUGGCAACAUUUCUUACAAGAUACAAGAUGGCGUCUGCAACAGCUAACUUUACAUCGGUAUUCCCUGGCUGCUGAUGUCAACAGGAAACCAUUUCAAGUAUAAUGUUUUUUGGACAGUGCAUCCAUAUUGUUGACAAUGUAUCCUGGUUAUCCAAGAGAAAAGGUUUAUGGAUAAGGUGAAGAAGUUUAAAACAUGAGCAGAUACUGUGUUAGGUAUUUAAUAGGAACAUGAGAUUUAUAAUUGCCACCGACAGAAGUCGUACAUAUAGGUCAAACUUGUAUUUACAGUACUGUGUUAAGUUCAUAUUAAGUAUUAAAUGUUAAAAGAACUGACAGUAUUGAGAGUAUGAUAAGCCAUGAAUGUUUCAGAGACUACUCUGGUGUGUUACUCUUACGCUAUCAAAUAUCCACAUUUUGUUUGAGAAAGUGACAUUAAACUGUAUGCUGCACCUGGACAGUGAAGCUUUGUUGUAGGUGGUAGAGUCCGUUAUUUGACUAUGUUUAUUCAAUUGUUUCUUAAAAUUAACGGUAACUGCCACAAAAUACCAAUGCCCAUCUUAUGAACAAUCCAUUUGGAAAUACACAUCCUUCGCCCAAUGAUCAAAUCUUGCACCUCUGUUGCAUCAUACACACAUGUAUAAUUCUUUACCAUAUUUGUUGUUUAAAGAAUGGUAAUACCUUAGUAAACAUUUUAUUUUCUUAAUGUAACUUUGAUUAGCAUGGACUGUUGACAUGAACACUCUUCAGAUACAAAUUCAGUUUACUUUGUGCCUGUUUCCUCCAUCAAGAGUGGUGAUAUUUAGUUUAUUGUGCCAUCAAAUACUAUUUCUAUGCUUUGAUUUUGAUCUUGUAUUUGUGUGUAUUCCUUUGACAGACUCAUGUAUUAUAUUUGAGUACCUAUAGUUAGUAUCUAAAAAAAAAAUGAAUAUAUAAAAGGAAUGAAAUGCAGUUGACAUGCUUUGAUGCAUUUUAUCUAAUUUGUGAAAGCUGUUUAGACAAUUGUGGACAUGUUAUUGUACAUGUUUAUGAAUAAUUAUUUGUAUAUAUAAUAUACAACUCAUAUUUUGUUAAGAAUCACAUGUACUUAGUUUUAUGUCAUAAUAUAAAGUUGUUAAGGGAAAUAUAUACCUCUACUUUAUACAAAAAAGUAAUUAGACAUUCAUUCUUGGACAAAAUGAUUAUUUUGUCAAAAAGCUAGUAUCAAGUGAACUGACAUUAAAAAUGGUGUUAAGUGUAAUACCAGCAUCUUACAAUACAAUUCAAAUCACUUGUAAGGCAUACCCUUGAGUUAAGUAAAGCCAGAUGUUGAAGUUUCAGAGCUCUUACAAGUUCAGUAAUUCUGCAACAAUUUCUUUUGAAAUGGACAAAUAAGCAUUAUAUCAGUAAUGCCAAUUACCCUUCCUUCGAUAUUGAAAGCCUAUAUAAGGACAUGUUAGUAGUAGCCUUCGUUGAUCCUUAGCAAAAUUGUGUUGUAUACAAUAUGUAUUGUGCUCACAGAUCAGGAGUGUACAUUUGUACAGCUUUAUAUGGGUUUUGCUGUGUAUAUCAUGUAUGUUAAGAAAUUCUGAUACUAUGGUUGUAAUAAAUUGUAAAUAGCGA
Messenger RNA from Mya arenaria, 2872 nucleotides. RefSeq names its product protein phosphatase methylesterase 1-like. The coding region runs from base 23 to 1348 and encodes 441 amino acids. Gene Ontology annotation, biological process: protein demethylation. The transcript is spliced from 14 exons. NCBI's taxonomy places the organism in Eukaryota, Metazoa, Mollusca, Bivalvia, Myida, Myidae. Gene Ontology annotation, molecular function: protein methylesterase activity. The record is from RefSeq and is a predicted model, not a curated record.